This is a messenger RNA of Cariama cristata (Red-legged seriema), 623 nucleotides long. RefSeq names its product cathepsin B. The record is from RefSeq and is a predicted model, not a curated record. The transcript has 4 exons. NCBI's taxonomy places the organism in Eukaryota, Metazoa, Chordata, Aves, Cariamiformes, Cariamidae. Gene Ontology annotation, cellular component: lysosome. Gene Ontology annotation, molecular function: cysteine-type endopeptidase activity. The annotation marks the transcript as partial.
GCUGCCGUCCCUACUCCAUCCCCCCCUGUGAGCACCACGUCAACGGCUCCCGGCCACCGUGCACCGGAGAGGGAGGGGAAACCCCCAGGUGCAGCCGACGCUGCGAACCCGGCUACUCGCCCUCGUACAAAGAGGACAAGCACUACGGCAUCACAUCCUACGGUGUCCCUCGUAGCGAGAAGGAAAUCAUGGCUGAGAUCUACAAGAACGGCCCGGUGGAAGGAGCCUUUAUUGUCUAUGAGGACUUCCUGAUGUACAAGUCUGGGGUCUACCAGCACGUCUCCGGCGAACAGGUUGGAGGCCACGCGAUCCGGAUCCUGGGCUGGGGGGUGGACAACGACACUCCGUACUGGCUGGCCGCCAACUCCUGGAACACCGACUGGGGGGAAAACGGCUUCUUCAAAAUCCUCCGAGGAGAGGACCACUGCGGCAUCGAGUCCGAGGUCGUGGCUGGCAUCCCUAGCACGGAGCAGUACUGGAAGAGGGUGUAACCUUGAUCAAACCACCAAUAAUCCUGAGUCCCCGAUGCUUUUAACUGAUAGCGGGUUGGGUGCAGAGCCCCCCUUCUAAGAGACUAUAGUUAAGGUUACUUUAUUAAAGCUUUUUAUCUUUUUUUUUUUUUU